AUGUACAUUUUUGGUGCAAUUGAUCCAGCAGUCUAUGAGAAGAUUGCACAUGUCUCUACAUCUAAGGAGGCAUGGGAUGUGUUGAUCAACAGCUAUAUUGGAAGAGAGAAAGUGAAGAAGGUACGGUUGCAGACCUUGAGGAGGCAGUUUGAACUUUUGCAGAUGGAAAGAAAAGAAAGUAUCUCUGAUUAUUUCUCACGUACUUUGUCCUUGGCUAAUCAGAUGAAAGCCAAUGGUGAGGAUAUGAAAGAGCUACUGAUUGUGGAGAAAAUACUUCGAACCUUGACAGACAGGUUUGAAGGCAAAGUUACAGCUAUUGAGGAGACACGUGACCUUAGUACUUUGACAGUUGAUGAGUUGCAAGGUUCACUGCAAGCUUAUGAGCAAAGAUUAAAUGAGAAGUCAGAGAUUGGGAUUGAAGAAGCAUUGAAGGCCCAAGUGAACGUGAAGAAGGAAAAGAAUGACUCUAAGAAUGAGGAGUCCUGCAAUGAAGCAAGAUCAAAUGGCAAGAAUCAUAACUCAAAUUACAGAAGGGUACAGAAUAGAUUUGAAAACAGAAGAGGAAGAGGCAGAGGAAGAGGAAGAAGCAACAAUUGGAGCCAAGCCCGUGAUAGCAACAGUUGGAGUCAAGCUCGUGAUAAAUCUAAUGUUCAGUGUUUUAACUGCCAGAAAUAUGGCCAUUACAAAAAUGAAUGCAAUUCUCAGAGGUUUGAAAAUAAGGGGCAUCAUGCUAAGUUUGCAGAAAAUGAUAAAGGCAAUGAAGAAACUUUGUUGCUGGCUUUUAAUGCUGUAAAUGAUGAUGAGAAAAACAAGUGGCUGUUGGAUACUGGAUGCAUCUGUGAUCACAUUUGGUGA
This is a messenger RNA of Prunus avium (sweet cherry), 855 nucleotides long. The record is from RefSeq and is a predicted model, not a curated record. NCBI's taxonomy places the organism in Eukaryota, Viridiplantae, Streptophyta, Magnoliopsida, Rosales, Rosaceae.